Molecule: messenger RNA, 2062 nt
Organism: Astrephomene gubernaculifera
Lineage: Eukaryota; Viridiplantae; Chlorophyta; Chlorophyceae; Chlamydomonadales; Astrephomenaceae
Source: the annotation of a GenBank genome assembly
UCCAUGGAAACAGCCCCGUAGGAAGUUCGAAGGAUAGGAAGGGGUACGACCAGAAACCAAAAUUCCUAUGUCCCAUGGAAACAGGACGCUGGUGCGGGACUUACCAACUUAGCAGCACUAAGCUAAGUAUUAGUGGGACGAGCAUCGGACGAGCAUCCCUUAGGUUGCCUUAGGAUUCGGACCGAAACCAACCAUAAGCCAUAGAAACACCCCUAAUACGUUGCUCAAAAUGGCAAAGAACCUUAAGCGACAAAACGAUGGAGGUCUUGGGACGCCUGCAGCAUUUCUGUGGCUGGGCGACAAGCUAUCAGUAUUUGUCAGCAAAAGGCAUAAGCAGAUGAGCUUAGGUCCCUUCCUGCGGACCCCUGCAGACGCUGAGGAGACGCCUGUGAUCCAGGCGAAGCCCAACCCUUCUAUCAUAUCGACGACUGGACUACAAAAGCUUGGGCAACUUCACAUCCGGACCCAGCAGAAGCAACAGCCUAGCUAUUUGACGGAUGCUUCCACCGAAGGACGGCCGGAGGUUCGGGCUGAGCCGCGGCAACAAGAACCAGCUUUCACCAAGGAUGACGACGCCUUUAUCAUUUCCACGAGCCAGACCUAUGAACGGACGCAGCCCGAUCCUUGCUUAGGCUACGAGUCAGCAGCUUAUGAUGAUGUGGAGUUGUCCCUGCGCCGCACGCAACACUACCAAGCCACCAGCUCCACGCAGUACUACAGUCAAAAGCACGAUUCCAACGUCAGAACCGCUGCGGCGGCUGUCGCGGAUAGCUCCAGCGUCCCUGUUACCUCUUCCUCCACGCCCGCCCAUGAGGCCUACCUGGUCAACAGCAUGGGUUGCACGGAGCAUCCCUCCGUGAUGGAAGCCAACAACAUUGAGGGCAAGGGGUCAAACCAGAGAAACAACGCGGAGGCAGGACCCUCUGGGAAGCAGCCGGCGCACUUCGAGUCAGCCCAUCUGCCCCCCCACAGUACACACGCGCUGUUGCCAUAUGCUUCCACGGGCCCCGCCGUGACGCCAGAGCUGCAGGCAGGGGAAGGCGUCUCGUGUGUUGCGGUGAUGGCAACAGGGGAUGUCGCGGACAACGGCACCACGCCGCCUCAAAUCUCGCUACCGAUGUUUUCCAUUUUCACGCAGGCGAGAGUGGCCAGGCGGCAUCGGCCCAUCCACCUCAUUCGGCACGGCGAGUCGGAGUACAAUCUCGCAUGCAAGAGGCGCGGCGGCUUUGGCGACCCCAGCGACAUUUUCGACGCACGGUUGACGCCCACUGGCGAGAAACAGGCGCGUGGCCUGCGGCCUCAGCUGCUUGAUCUGAUGCAGCAGCACGGCGACCCGCUCUUCAUCGUGUCACCGUUGUCACGGGCCAUCGAGACCUUCUUGCACAUGCUGCCGGACCCCCAGCGCCUGCAGAUACCCGCCAAGGUGGCAUCGCAGCCGUCGGCCAGGUCGAGGGAGGGGGCGGCGGCGGGGUCAAGUGGCGGUUGCAACUUGGACGUGAGCUCCAAGCCACUCGACCUUGUCAUCUGCCCGUUUUUAACGGAGUUCCUGCUGACGUCAGGCGACGUGGGGCGGCCGCGGUCGGUGCUCAUUGAAAGCUACCCCCAGAUAGCUGAGAACCUGCGCAACGGGCUACACUGCGAGCGCUGGUGGUACGAGAAUGCCAGCCGCGGGCCAAACUGCGCCAUCAACAAGGCGCUCAACAGCACAGAGCCAGAAAGGCUCUCCAAGGCCCGCGUGGACCGCUUCCGGCAGUUCCUGUUGUCCCAGGCGCACCGGCCCAUCGUGGUGGUGGGGCACGCCAACUUUUUCCGGACGCUGACGCACGACAGCGGUUACAUGGGCAACUGCCAGAUGAUGGCAUGGGCGCCAUGAGUGGGGCCGAGGUUAUGGGCCCAAAGGUGUGGCAGGGCAACGUGAGGUAGCGUAAGAGUCCUGUCCGUAUGCGGGAGGACAAGUACUGUAUGCUGUUCCGGCUUUGGUAGAAUUGGCUGGUCGGUAAUGGAUUUUACCGAGACGAAAUAACUUUCCGAUAAUGUUUACAACUAAAAGCGUUUUACGGCA